UGCUGGCUGCUCACGGGGGACCCGCCUCCCCUCAGUCCCGGAAAGCCAAUGAGGAUUCCCAAAUGUCUCUGAGAACUCUUGGCUGGCCCGGCUUUGGUCAGACGGAGCUCUGCAGGGGUGAGGGGAACCUCGCUCUCGCGGGACAGAAGGAGCUGGGCGUUCCGUGGGCAGCGAGUUCAAAUCGAGUUCGGACACUGCCCAAGCUGUGGAAGCGAGGCAAGGCCAAACCCUGUCUGCCUCAGUUUCUUCAGCUGUACAAGCCCUUUCCUCACAGGGUUGCGAGGCUCGAAUAAGAGGUUUAGAAAUAGAGGAUAUUUGCCAAGCGCUUAGCCUGAUACCCGGAACGUAGGGGCAAGCCCAGGCCAAUGGGGCAGAAGGGAUGGCCAGGCAAUGCCCGUUAAAGUCGGUGAAUGGAGCGUGCAGAGCUCAGCCCGAGCCCAGAGUGGCCCUUUCUAGCCCCUCCCCGCCCCACGUGAAGCCCAUUGGGGUGGGGGCACGGCCGAGGAGGGGAGCAGGUGGGGUCCAGCCCAGUGUUCCAGGUGACUCUCCGCGGCCCGACUACACUUCCCAGAAUCCCCGCGCACACCCACGCGUGUCACUCCCCUAGCUAUUGUCUUUGGUCGGGACCCCUGCGAAGCGAGACGCUUUCUGGGAGUCGUAGUUCGGUGGCUCCCCGUGCGCAGACGCAGUUGCUCGUGGAGCCGGCAGGUCGGCUCUUUGUUGGUGGGCCCGGGUUGGCCACGCACAGCGCCACCUUGUCAUCCUCCACCCUUUACAGAAUCGAGAAGGGAAAGCAGCCUGAGGAGGUGGCAGCAGUGGGGAUGAUCUCCGGCUUCCUGCCUUCCCACCCUGGGGAGUCAGUGACAUUCAAGGAUGUGGCUGUGGACUUCACCCAGGAGGAAUGGAGGCAGCUGGAUCCUGCUCAGAGGGCUCUCUACAGGGAGGUGAUGCUGGAGAACUAUGAGAACCUGGUCUCCCUGGGGCUUCCAGUGUCCAAACCAGAGGUGAUCUGCCAGUUGGAGAGAGGUCAGGUCCCCUGGACUCGAGAGGGAGCAGCCCCAAGAGGCAUUUGUCCUGAUUCCCUUAGUUGUUAUGCUAAGUGUGAAGUCCAGGGAUCACCUUUAACACGCGGCAUUCCCAUGGGAGCUUCAUCACAACAAAGACCCCCAAAAGAUGGUUCUGGGUAUUCCCCGAGAGAAAGAUCUGGAGAGCGGAAUGUCAGAUUACAGAGACACAAAGCCAGACAGGAGAAACAGUUCAGACAAGUGACAGUCACUCACCGAAAAGCUUUUAGUAAGGCGAGUGUUCCCGAAUGUAAUGCAUUGGGAAGAAGUUUCAGUGUGGGAUCCCUCUUUGGUUUACAGCCCAAAGAUCCCACAGGAAAAAGCCUUCAUAAACAGGACGCCCUGGGAAAGACCAUAAAGCCCUUUUCAGAGCUCGUGAAACGGAACAGGAUCUCCUUAGGGAGUAAACUUUACAAGUAUAAUAAAUGCAGGAAGCCCUUCACUUACCAUUCAGACCUCAUUCAGUUUCGGAGGCUCCAUCCUGGAGAAAAACUGUAUGAAUGUAACGAAUGUGGGAAAACCUUCAGCAGAAGGUCAUAUCUGACUCAGCACCAGAGCAUCCAUACUGGAGAGAAGCCCCACAAGUGCAGCGCAUGUGGGAAAGCCUUCAGUCGCUGGGGAAGUCUCACAGAACACCAGAGGAUCCACACCGGAGAGAAGCCCUAUCAGUGUAAUGAGUGUGGGAAAGCCUUCAGCCAGAGGGGGCACCUGAUUAAACAUCAGAGGAUUCACACUGGGGAGAAACCUUUUCAAUGUAAUGAAUGUGGCAAAGCCUUUACCCAGAGAGGGCAUCUUAUUGACCAUCAGAGAACUCACACUGGAGAGAAGCCCUAUCAGUGUGGUGAAUGUGGAAAAGCCUUCAGCACAUGUUCUUCCUUUAUCAAGCACAAGAGAAUUCACAUUGUAGACAUGCCCCUCGCUCAGUGUGAGAAAGCUCUCAAUCAGUGGGGAAACUUUACAGAACAGCAAAGGAUUCUUACAGCAUCGAAGCCCUUUGAGUGUAAUGACUGUGGGAAAACAUUUAGUCAGAGGGGAAACCUUAAUAAACACAGGAGGAUUCACACUGGAGAGAAACCCUUUGCAUGUAACGAAUGUGGGAGAGCCUUCAGCCAGAGUGGACAUCUUACUGAGCAUAAGAGAAUUCACACUGGAGAAAAACCCUAUCAGUGUAAUGAAUGUGGGAAAGCCUUUCGGCAAAACUCAAACCUUACUCUCCAUCAGAGAAUUCACACGGGAGAAAAACCCUUCAGAUGUAAUGAAUGUGGGAAAAUGUUUAGCCAUCGGACCUCGCUUAUUUAUCAUCAGAGGAUCCAUUCUGGAGAGAAACCCUACGAAUGUAAUGAAUGUGGGAAGGCAUUCAACCAGAGAGGAAAACUAACGGAACAUCAGAGGAUUCAUACUGGAGAGAAACCUUUUGAAUGUAAGGAAUGUGGGAAGGCCUUUAGCCACAGAGGGAACUUUACAGAACACAAAAGAAUUCACACUGGGGAGAAACCAUUUGUGUGUAAUGAAUGUGGGAAAGCCUUCAGCCACUGGUCAUCUUCAAUUUAUCAUCAGAGAAUUCACAAUGGAGACAAACAACAUAAAGGAACCAAACAUGGAAAAGUCUUCAAUCAGAGGGGACAUCCUAUUACACAGCAAAAAAUUCACAAUGGGGAGAAACUCCUCACAUUUAAUUAAUCUUCCAAUAGUGGCUGAAAGGAUCCUUUAAAAGGAUCACACCCUUCAUGCUAAAUUGCAAUAACUUUGGAGAUACAUUUGGGGCAAGUUCAUCUCCCCAGAGAGACUUUGGGCUGGAGAAUCCCUUGAGGACUCUAAUGAUGUGGGGAAGGAAUCAUAAAGACUUGCCAUUUGUGAUGUAAUAGAGCCAAAAUUGCAACAUUACUGCCCCUACUGGGAUGGCCCACUGCCCUCAUUGGGGGGAGGCCCAUCGCCUAACUCGGUUCAGCAUGGAAGGCUGAUGCAGUAUCUGAAUUGGCCCUUAACCUGUGAGAUUAAAAAAUCAUUUACUAUUCCUUUUUGUUCCAAACGUGGCGAUCGUUAACAAAACAUACACAGCUAUGACAAAAAGUGCUCAAAGGUUAAAUCACAAAUUCCAGUAUUCAAAGCAUUUAACCAGUUUGUAUCAACUGUGACAAGAUGGCAACACUAACAUCCCAUUGACUUCCUGGUCCCCCUUUCAGAGUGCUUUUUCUUCUGGUUGCCUUUCUCUGUGAUGUUCUUAUUGCUGUCCCGUAAGUCUUUCUAGCCAGUGUCUGUAUUAGUCUUUUCAUUUUUCUUAUUCAAUGUGCAUCAUUUCACAGAAUAUUUCCCAUAGUUCAUUAAGAUCUCUACAUUUCCCUUUUCUUGAAAAUCAUUGCUAUUCCAUUAUACUCUUUUACACAGAUGUGUUUAACUAUUCCCUUAACCGUAAACACAUGGGUCGUUUCCAGUUUGGGGCUAGUGGGACAGGCCCCCUUUCAAGGUUUUUGUAAAAUCUGCUUUUCUCCUUUUCAGUUAUGUCCUUGGGAUCUCAUCCGAGGAGUGAGUCAAUGGGUCAAGGAGUAUUGACAUUUCUGUUUCAUUCAGUACUGCUUUCCAGCAAGUUUGGACCAGUGUUCAUAUUCACUAUCCCUGUAAUUAUGUGCUUAUUGCUGAAUUGUGUCAUCUAAUUGAGCUAUCUUUUCCAACUUAAUGGGUCCAAGAUGGUCUUUUGAAGUUGUUUAACUUAUAUUUCUCCAAUUAUUAGAGUUGGAAUGACUUUUCCAUUGAAAUUAUUGUGAUUUUGCAAAAUAAUUAAUCUGUCAAUUUUCAAAGUAAAGGAAUAAAAGAUGGUUUAAAAA
Messenger RNA from Monodelphis domestica (gray short-tailed opossum), 3886 nucleotides. RefSeq lists its product as uncharacterized. Gene Ontology annotation, molecular function: RNA polymerase II cis-regulatory region sequence-specific DNA binding; DNA-binding transcription factor activity, RNA polymerase II-specific. NCBI's taxonomy places the organism in Eukaryota, Metazoa, Chordata, Mammalia, Didelphimorphia, Didelphidae. Gene Ontology annotation, biological process: regulation of transcription by RNA polymerase II. Gene Ontology annotation, cellular component: nucleus. The record is from RefSeq and is a predicted model, not a curated record.